GGCAGGAUCAGGUUCAGAGAUGACCUGCCAAGGAUCCUCCGGAGCGCCCUGGCCCGACCGCAGAUCCGUUCCCUCCCGCAGUGCUCGGCACCUCGUGUCCUUUUCCUGCCACCUCUAAAGUACUGCUCAAAGCAUCUUUGUUUGAAGUUGGUCAGGUGAACCCACAGCCCCGCCUUGGCACUGUUAAUCACCCCCUGGCCAGGCCUCCACCCGUGUGCCCUUUAAGCCCCCAGGCCCUGCCCUAGCCCCGUCAGCAGAAAGGGCACCCGGCUGUGAGGGUGAGAGCACGGGCCAGGGGCUGCUGGGGCUCAACAGUGGCAGCUGUCAGGAAAUACAAAGGAAGAGCGGGGCUAGGAAGAGGCAAAGGAUGCCCACAUCCUGGGGGCAGGGACUGCAUCCUUGGCCAGAGGGGGGUCAUAGUCCCCGGGGCCUGGGCAGAGGAAAGGGUGUAGAGUGCGGGUGGCAGGCAGAGAAACAAGCCAGGAAGUGAGGGCAGACGGAAGGGCCAUGGUGGGUGGGGUGGGGUGUUCCCCAGGGCUACACGCCUCUCUCUGCUUCCUGCCAGCCCCAGAGACUCCAAGUCCUAGGCACUGCUACCCUUAGCCAGUCCAGCCCUGGAGACACAAUGAGGGGUGCUUCCUGCCUCUGGGUCCUGCUUCUGCUGGUGCCAGGAGCUGCUGGGACACCGGAAUCGGCAGCCUGCGGCCAGCCCCGCAUGUCCAGCCGGAUCGUGGGCGGCCGAGACGCCCAGGAUGGAGAGUGGCCGUGGCAGGCGAGCAUCCAGCUCCGUGGGGUGCACGUGUGUGGGGGAUCACUCCUCGCCCCGCAGUGGGUGCUGACAGCAGGGCACUGCUUCCCCAGGCAGCUGCUGCUGGCUGAAUACCGCGUGCGUGUAGGGGUGCUGCGCCUGGGCCCCACAUCGCUUCACACACGCUCGGUGCCGGUGCGGCGGGUGCUGCUGUCCCCAGACUACUCAGAGGAUACAGCCAGAGGUGACCUGGCCUUGCUACAGCUACACCGUCCGGUGACCUUGAGCGCCCGAGUGCAGCCUGUCUGCCUACCCAUGCCUGGGUCCCGCCCGCACCCGGGCGCAUUGUGCUGGGUCACCGGCUGGGGCAGUCUCCGCCCAGGAGUGCCGCUGCCCGGGUGGCAACCCCUUCAAGGAGUGAGGGUGCCACUGCUGGAUUCACGCACCUGUGACCGCCUCUACCAUGUGGGCACCAAUGUGCCCCAGACAGAGCGCAUAGUACUGCCCAGCAACCUGUGUGCGGGCUACCUCGCAGGUCACAAGGACGCUUGCCAGGGUGACUCCGGGGGGCCCCUGACCUGCAUGCAGUCUGGGCGUUGGGUCCUGGUGGGUGUGGUGAGCUGGGGCAAGGGCUGUGCCCUGCCCAACCGUCCAGGUGUCUAUACCAACGUGGCCAAGUACAGCGCCUGGAUUCAGGCUCACCUCAGCCUCUGACGCUGGUUUCUUCAGUCAUGCUGACCUGGAGCCAGAAGCUGGGCCCCUCAGCCUCCUGGUGUAUCUGACGUCCUGCUCACAUCCUGGCGCUUCAGACUUGAGACUGAAGUGCUAAAGGCCAUCUGUCCACCCAUCUGCUCACCUCCCUACCCUCUCUCCUCCAUGGGCUCACAAAACCUGGCAGUCUCCCACGUGUCCCAGGGACUCACACUCCUCCCCUCGUCAUGCAUAUUUUACCCUCCUCAGCUCUGGCCAGGGAUAGGUAUGGGGCACCCAGAGGUGGGCAAACUAGCUGGUGCCCUGCCUGGCCUGUGUGCCCCUCAUUUUCUGGAAGAAGUCAAACAGAUUCAAGCCAUGAGAGGCACUCAACACCAGGGAGCUUCUCUAUUGCUGGCUUUGAAGAUGGAGGGCCCAAGAACUGUGAGCAGGCUCCUGUAGCUGAGAGCCGGGAAGGACGGGAACCUCAGACCUACAACCAACCGGAGCCAAGUUCUGCCAACACCCUGAAGGAGAUGAGAAGCGAAUUCUUCCCCCACCUCCAGAAAAGACCUCUGCUUGGCCAUUCCCUUGACUUUUUAGCCUGACAAGAUGCUAGGCAGGGAAACCCAGCAAAGCCACCCAGACUUCUGACCUAUAGA
Molecule: messenger RNA, 2100 nt
Organism: Chinchilla lanigera (long-tailed chinchilla)
Lineage: Eukaryota; Metazoa; Chordata; Mammalia; Rodentia; Chinchillidae
Gene: Prss33
Product: protease, serine, 33
Exons: 6
Coding region: 626-1462 (278 amino acids)
Biological process (GO): proteolysis
Molecular function (GO): serine-type endopeptidase activity
Source: RefSeq, a predicted model, not a curated record